Molecule: messenger RNA, 1484 nt
Organism: Daphnia carinata
Lineage: Eukaryota; Metazoa; Arthropoda; Branchiopoda; Diplostraca; Daphniidae
Exons: 2
Coding region: 895-1212 (105 amino acids)
Source: RefSeq, a predicted model, not a curated record
AACAGGGCAGGACCUUAAGUCUUUUUUACUUUUGUGUGUGUCGUAUUUGUGUUGACGUGUUUGAUCACUCAGCAACAAGAAACCGUGAACAGUGUUGCUCUACUUUUAUCUUAAGGGACAUUUUAAAUUUUUUUGUUUUUUGAAAUAGCGGGGUAAACGAUAAAGAUAUCACCCUUCGUCGAGCAAAGAGUUAUGGUUGUGUCGUGCCAGUUACAUUUAUAUUUAUGCAUGAGCACAAAAAACUCGUAGUGGGGCAAGGUUAUCUUCGCUGCAACUAGCACCUUGGUUCCAUUUGCAUUUUUCUUUCAUUCUUUUUUCAUCAUCUACUUUUCUUGACUAGUUUUCUUGUGUUUGUUUACCGAAUGCUGAAUGUUACUAUUAUUGCUCGUGUUGGCAUUGUAACUGCUUGUAAAAAGGGAACGUGAUUGAAAACUCGAUUUUUUUGACAAGUGCGUGUCCGUACCCUAAAUCUAAACCUAUUGCUUUAUAGUCGUCUUUAAAAAGAAAAAAAAAAACAGCCGUACUCAUCUAAAAAUCCGAUCACGGGAUCUUGCCUUUUUCAAUCAAAACAACAGCAGCUACAUGAAUCCGAAAAAAAAGGCUAUAAAAGAAAAAUUCGAAUAGGAGCAAAAAGACAAAGAGAGAGAGGGAAGGUAGUUUGUGGCCUUCAAAUCGAAAAAGAAGAAGGUCAUCGUCGUCGAUUUGGUUCCCUUUUUUUCUUUAUUUCGUUUCGACAACACACCUGGUGCGGGCCCGACAGACUUGGAAUUCACAAUUCAAGCGAGACGACCAGAGACGGGCAGAGAACAUCACGGGCGCAAAAAUAACUACGGCAUUCACAGCUGCGACUGGCAUCAACAUUCGAAGCAUCUCACGCGAGCUCCUCCGGCCAACAUGUCUUCUUCUACCAUCAAGCAGGUGUGGCUUUCGGCUUUCAUUCUAAUGACAGCCGUAGCCAUCCGCACCGUUACAGCAACCAGUUACGAUAAAUAUGACCCAGGGUAUGGCAUCUACGAUGAUGGGUUCUCCAAUCCGAACGGCUAUUACCAUCGGAUGGGUCAGGCAAAGUACACCGUCCAACACGGCGCAGGUUACGACAAUCGAGUUCCUGUACGUCCAACAUCAAUGCCAGGACGGACGCAACAAAGAGUCGUCCUCUACGGACAAGGUCCACCGUUGCCAGCGCAAUACCAUUCGAUGGGAUUUUAUUGAAAGCGGAUGGGAUCGCGCACGUGUUUUAUGGGCAGACAUCAAAGAUAGCCAACGCAACGGCCAAUCGUUUCUACUGUGCUCUUGCGCUCUUUCUUCGUGUGCUCCUUGUUUUACAUCUACGGUAUCCUGGGCGCUGUAUUUGGACACAUCCGAAAACGUCAGCUACUUGAUAGACUCAUAGGAAUGUUUCAUCUCAACUUCUCUCGACGCCAUUAUCCCCAACAGCCGGCCAAUCCUAUUUACUAUCGUUAUUAUGAUCUUUUUUUUUUUUU